Molecule: messenger RNA, 1290 nt
Organism: Macrobrachium nipponense
Lineage: Eukaryota; Metazoa; Arthropoda; Malacostraca; Decapoda; Palaemonidae
Exons: 8
Coding region: 1-1290 (429 amino acids)
Molecular function (GO): endopeptidase inhibitor activity; protein binding
Source: RefSeq, a predicted model, not a curated record
AUGAGGAAUGAGGACCUGACCACGUCAAAGCCUGAAACUACAACUAAGGAAACUACUACUACAAGGCCGACGGGCAGUGGUGGUGGUGGUGGGAACGAGUACCUGACGACGUCAAAGCCUCAAACUACAACUGAGAAAGCUGCAACUACGAGGCCGACGGGCAGUGGUGGUGGUGGUGGUGUUGGUAGUGGUGAAGCAGGGGCAAUAGGAGGUGGUGGUGUCGGAGGUGUACCUGGAGCUUGCUCUAUUCAGUGUCCAGAAAAACCAACUGGGGAAAAUUGUACCGAAUAUUAUGAUGGCUGCUGUACAAGAUACAUCUGUGGGGAUCUUCCAAGGAACUGUCAAGAAGGUGACACUGUCUUCGAAAUUGGCCAGUAUUAUAAGCAUAAGUGUUACACUUGCUCUUGUUCAUAUUCAGAACAAGGGGCAGUUUCUAACUGCUACAAUACAUACUACUGCCAAGGAGCACCGCACAAGGACUGUGCGUCGCUUGGCAAACCACAGGAUGAAUGCUGCGAACAAUUCGACUGUGCUAACACGACCUGCAACCUAGACGGCACCUACUAUGCUAUAAAUGAAGAUUGGAUAGCUAGGAGAGACCCUUGUAAGAACUGCACAUGCGUGAAAAAAGGGAACAGCCCACCUGAGACAGUCUGUGAGACGCUUGUAUGUAAAGAUCCGCCGUCGCCGACCUGCCGUCCACUCAAGUAUGCUGACGAGUGCUGUCCUCACGAUUGGGAUUGCACCAAUGAUUACCUCAUCACGACAGCGAGAAAAUAUGUAAGAGGCCACAAGGUUCCCCUUUGCGUUUUUGGUGCCUCACAGAAUGUACCUGUUGACCUGACAUUCCUGCUUUCGGAUAAAUCACAAAACUCUUCAUCAGUCAAGAUGCAAGGAACAACGGCCAAUGGCUACUCUUGCAGUGGGCUUGAAGUCCCGAGAACCAUUGCUGAAUCUGCCAUCCUGAACGUAACAGGCACAGUCGGACAGACAAAAGUCCAGCAACAACACCGGAUCAUGACUGUUGGAAUUUCCAGGACUUUUGUACAGACUGACAAGUACCUCUACCUUCCGGGCCAACUGGUACAGUUUCGUAUCCUGACCCUGACAGGAAGUCAAGGCUCUGUUUCAUACCAAUCUGUCGACAGUGUUUGGAUUCAGUCGCCAACUGGAAAUCGCUUGGCCCAGUGGACAAAAGUGGCCAAUCCAGAUGGGCUCUUGCAGCUCAGCUUCCAGUUGGCUGAUGAAGUGAGGAGGUUUGUUUGUGGAAACUGUUCUUCCUUGGGAUAA